Lichtheimia ornata is the source of this 3303-nucleotide messenger RNA. RefSeq lists its product as uncharacterized. Gene Ontology annotation, molecular function: alpha-mannosidase activity; carbohydrate binding. NCBI's taxonomy places the organism in Eukaryota, Fungi, Mucoromycota, Mucoromycetes, Mucorales, Lichtheimiaceae. The record is from RefSeq and is a predicted model, not a curated record. Bases 1 to 3303 code for a protein of 1100 amino acids. Gene Ontology annotation, cellular component: fungal-type vacuole membrane. The transcript is spliced from 27 exons. Gene Ontology annotation, biological process: oligosaccharide catabolic process; mannose metabolic process.
AUGGACGAUCCGCGUUAUUUCAACUCGCGUUAUAGAGGCCCUGCUGCUCUGGAAACACCCAAACUCAUUCGCAGCAUUACCAUCGACCGAUGCAGCAACUUUACAAGUGGCGGUGCCAAUGGAAACGACAUCAACCUUCUUUCACAACUCUACAAAGCACGGACCAACUCGGAGGAGUUUAUUUCACUGCUCGUGUACAGCGUACCUGAUCUACGACGGAUACCCUUUGAUGAAGCAGUGCAACAAGAGUUUAGACCUACACGCUUGGGAGAAUGGUUUGGUCCAUCGUGGUCGACCCACUGGUUUCAUGUACAACUUCGUAUCCCGAAUGAAUUCGCUGGUGAAGAGGUCCAUUUUAUUUGGAAUGCAGACAAUGAAGCAUUGAUUUGGAGCAUUGAUGGCAUGCCCUUACAAGGCUUAACGGGAGGAGCUGGUAGCGAUGCACGACAUGAAUACAUCUUGACAACAAAUGCCCAAGGAGGAGAAAUCAUCCAAUUCUAUAUUGAAAUGGCUUGCAAUGGGAUGUUUGGUGCAGGAAAUGGUCUCAUUGGCCCACCCGAUCCUAAUCGAUUCUUCAACCUGAAUGAAUUGGAUCUCGCUGUACCCAAUCGACGUGCGUGGGAUCUCCUCUACGACUUUCAAAUCAUCCUAGGCAUGGCAAGAGACCUUUCUCAAGAUUCAUUAAGAGCAGCCCAAGCAUUGAAUACAGCCAACAACAUUGUCAACACUUUUCUCCCAGGCAACGAUGAAAGUAUCGAGCGCUGCUUACAAAUAGCCAGCCAUUUCCUCAACGCGAAGAAUGGUGAUUCACAACACGAGGUUAUUGCACUUGGUCAUUGUCACAUUGAUACGGGAUGGCUUUGGCCUUUUGAAGAGACGAUUCGCAAAGCAGCACGUAGCUGGUCUUCUCAAAUUGACCUUAUGGAUCGAUAUCCGGAUUACAAGUUUAUUUGUUCACAAGCUCAGCAAUAUGAAUGGGUGAAGGACAACUAUCCACCUCUAUGGGAGCGGAUCAAAGAAAAGAUCUCUUUGGGACAAUUCAUGCCGACUGGUGGCACAUGGAUCGAAAUGGAUACGAACAUGCCAAGUGGGGAAUCGCUCUGCCGCCAGUUUCUUCUUGGACAACGAUUUUAUGAAGAACAUUUCGGCAAACGGUGUAAGGUCUUCUGGCUACCAGAUUCAUUUGGGUAUUCGUCACAGCUGCCACAACUCAUGCAUCUUGCGGAUAUGAAGUACUUCUUUACACAAAAGCUGUCAUGGAACAAUAUCAACAAGUUUCCUUUUACGACGUUUUGGUGGAUCGGCUUGGAUGGCACCAAGGCAUUGACCCAUAUGGCUCCUUCUGAAACCUACAAUGCUCAAUGCACACCCGAAGAAUUGAUUAGAACUGUGCGAAAUCAUCGUGACAAGGAGUAUUCCAAUACAAGUCUUUUGGUUUAUGGUAAUGGUGACGGCGGUGGAGGUCCAUUGGCAAGCAUGAUUGAACGUCUACGACGGAUGAAGAAUGUGGAUGGGUUGCCCAAAGUAGAAAUGGGGGCUCCUUCGGAUUUCUAUGAACGUCUCGAACGCGAUACGCCAACACUUGCUACAUGGUCUGGGGAAAUGUACUUUGAAUUACAUCGCGGCAUUUUCACUACACAUGCUCUAUGCAAGAAGUUCAAUCGCACGUGUGAGCUGUUAUUGAGAGACGUGGAGAUACUGGCAACAUUUGCACACAUUGCGGAUCCAGAAAACUUUGAAUAUCCAAAGGCUGAAUUGGACCAAUUCUGGAAAAUGAUUUGCCUCAUCCAAUUUCACGAUGUCAUGUCAGGCUCUGCCAUCGAGAUGGUUUAUGAUGACUGCCUACAGAUGUAUAGCAAAGUCGAUAUGCUUGCACGACAAACUCGUACCAUGCUCAUGGACAAGCUCCUUGAUUUGGAUGACACAGCGUUGCCUGAAGGAAAACAAGCUCUUGCUGUCUUUAAUACAUUACCUUGGGCACGCAGUGAAGUCAUUGAGGUUCCGUUGGAUGAAGGAUUACCGACAAUGAAACAAUAUUCAGCAUUUGGGCGAACCGGAUACGCUAUUGUGGAAAAUGUGCCACCAUUGGGUGUUCGUGGGCAUAACUUUACCGAGGAAACCGAAUAUGAGCCUGUCAAGGUGACCACCGAUCGCAAUAACAACAUCGUCAUGGAAAAUGUCUUUAUUCAGGCAACAUUUGACAAGUCCGGUCAUCUGAUUGGGUUGACUGAUAAGAAACUCAAUCGACCAUUAAUACGACCCAACGAGCGUGGCAACGUAUUCAGGAUGUUUGAGGAUAUACCGUUAUUUUGGGAUGCAUGGGAUGUCGAAAUUUAUCAUUUGGAAAAAGGAAGGAUUGUGGAGGAAGGAUCGGUGCAAUUGCUGGAACAAGGACCAUUACGGGCUGCACUUUUGGUAGAAAAGCGGAUCUCGGAUACAAGCCGGUUACGUCAAAUUGUGGUCAUCACUGCGAUAUCACGCCGCAUAGACUUUGAGACUGAGGUUGAUUGGAACGAGAAUCGACAAUUCUUGAAAGUAGAGUUUGCAUGGGACAUCAUGGCCGACAAGGUUACCUAUGAGACACAGUAUGGAACAGUACAACGACCAACACAUUACAACACGUCGUGGGAUAGUGCCAAAUUCGAAGUGGCGGGCCACAAGUUUGCUGAUAUCUCAGAAUAUGGUUAUGGUGUGGCGUUAUUGAAUGACUGCAAGUAUGGGUAUGCUGCCCACAACAAUGUCGUUCGUUUAUCUUUGAUUCGGUCACCCAAGGCACCUGAUUCGAAUUGUGAUAUUGGACAUCACGUGUUCAAAUAUGCGAUUUAUCCACACGAGGGUCACUUUAUUCAAUCGGAUGUUGUUCGCGAAGGUUACAAUUUCAAUGUGCCAUUGCUAAGCAAGGUCAUUCCACAAAGCAAGACUGCAAACGUCGCGAAAGCACUACCACAAUUCCGACUUGAAGAUGCACCUAAUGUUGUAUUGGAUACCAUGAAGCGCGCAGAAGAUAGCCCUGAUAUCAUUAUUCGAUUAUAUGAAGCUUAUGGUGGUCAUGCAAGGGCAAGGCUUGUUUGCUCGUUACCUAUGAAGGCUAUCUAUCGGUGCAAUAUUCUCGAGGAUGAAAUGGAGGCUGUUACUACGAGUGUCGUUUCAGCGGCUGGUGACCGUACAUUUAGUACGAAUUUACGAGUGUUGGAUGACGACAUAGUGGAAAUGCAACAAGAGGCUGAGAUGCGAAGGCAAGCUGAAGGUGUUUAUCUUAAUGUUGGGCCAUUCCAGGUGGUUACAUUGAAAAUCUCAUUGUAG